CUGAGCUGGGGGAACUUUGCCUGGAUGGCACUUUCCUGUUCUACAGUCUGUCCCUGCUGGAGGGGCUCGGCUCUGAGAUCCAAGAUGGAGUUGUUGAGUCGAGCUGAGCAAGAGAUGAGUCUGGCGGCCUUGAAACAACACGACCCCUAUAUCACCAGCAUCGCAGACCUCACGGGCCAGGUCGCCCUGUACACUUUCUGCCCCAAAGCCAACCAGUGGGAGAAGACAGAUAUAGAAGGCACAUUAUUUGUAUACCGAAGGUCAGCUUCACCUUACCAUGGCUUUACCAUCGUCAACCGACUGAACAUGCAUAAUCUGGUUGAACCAGUGAAUAAAGAUUUGGAAUUUCAGCUCCAUGAACCAUUUCUUCUGUAUAGAAAUGCAAGUUUGUCAAUAUACAGUAUCUGGUUUUAUGACAAGAAUGACUGUCACCGCAUAGCAAAACUCAUGGCUGAUGUGGUAGAAGAGGAGACACGGCGCUCCCAGCAGGCUGCUCGAGAUAAACAAAGUCCCAGCCAGGCCAAUGGCUGCAGCGACCAGCGGCCCAUAGAUAUCCUGGAGAUGCUGAGCAGAGCCAAGGAUGAGUAUGAGAGGAAUCAGAUGGGCGGCUCAAAUAUCUCCAGUCCUGGGCUACAGCCAAGCACUCAGCUCUCCAAUCUGGGAAGCACCGAGACUCUAGAAGAGACACCCUCUGGGUCACAAGAUAAGUCUGCUCCAUCUGGUCACAAACAUCUGACAGUAGAAGAGUUAUUUGGAACCUCCUUGCCAAAGGAGCAACCAACAGCUAUAGGUCUAGAGCCAGAAGACACAGACAAGCUGCUGGGAGAUGCACCACAGAAAGAGCCCAGCUCAUUCCUCCCAUUCCCCUUUGAGCAGUCAGGGGGUGCCCCUCAGUCUGAAAACCUGGGUGUCCAUUCUGCCGCUCACCACACAGUCCAGCCUGAAGUCAGUGCUUCAGUGCUGAUUACUCCCGCCUCCAUUGCACAGUCGGGUGACAAGCAUCCCCCAGGCUAUACGCUCCCACUGAGCCCUGUCCUCAGCCCCACUCUGCCAGCCGAAGCUACUACCACACAAGUUCCCCACUUACCUCGGAAUAGCACCAUGAUGCAAGCAGUAAAGACCGCACCUAGGCAGAAAUCUCCACUCCUGAACCAGCCAGUCCCUGAGCUAAGCCACAGCAGUCUGAUUGCUAGUCAGAGCCCCUUCAGGACCCCGGUGAGCCUGGCAAAUCCAGCUGGCACAGCCCUCCCAAGCGUUGAUCUGCUCCAGAAACUCAGGUUGACCCCACAGCAUGACCAAAUACAAGCACAGCCGCUUGGAAAAGGUGUGAUGGCACCCAACUUUUCUUCAGCAGCUGGCCAACUGGCCACCCCUGAGAGCUUCAUAGAGCCUUCCUGUAAGACAGCAGCAGCAAGAGCAGCAGUCUCAGCCUCCCUGAGCAACAUGGUGCUUGCUCCAACCCUCCAGUCUAUGCAGCAAAACCAGGAUCCUGAAGUAUUUGCCCAGCCUAAGGUGUUACCCAGUGCCAUCCCGAUUGCAGGCCCUCCAUUGGUUACUGCAACAACCACAGCAGUAUCCUCGGUCCUGCUGUCCCCCAGUGUGUUCCAGCAAACAGUUCCCAGGUCCACAGACCUAGAGAGGAAAGCCAGCUCCCCCUCUCCCCUCACUGUUGGAACACCAGAAAAUCAGAGAAAGCCUUCCAUUAUUCUCAGCAAGUCUCAGCUCCAGGAUACACUGAUACAUCUAAUAAAGAAUGACUCCGGCUUCCUCAGUACACUUCAUGAAGUUUACCUGCAGGUUCUGACCAAGAACAAAGACAACCACAACCUAUGACUGCAGUGAAGGCAGUGUGAAGGGAGAGGGUCCACCUCAAAACAAGCAGGCUUCCUCACAGGACAUCUAGGUAGAACAUGGAUCUCUGAGGAGCCUGCGAGAGCCUUGUCAUUGAGGCUGUUUUGUAGAGACGUUCUCAGUGAUGAUGGAGGUUUCACUGUGAAGCAUCACCAGCAGACCUUUGUUUGACAAAACAACAAGAGACCAUUGUGUUGAGUUAUGUGGGAGUUUUCAUCAGCUAUAAGCCAGUGUGUGGAAUGAGUUGCCUGAUUGUCAGCUUGCUUUCCAGGCCUGGGGAGGAGCCACCAGCCUUGCAGCAGAGCUCAGUGGAGCCCUCAUCCUCCCUCCUCUACCCCUAGAAGCUCUGAACUUAAUGUCAGCUCACAGAGUAGCUUCAAGUUUUAAGGAUCAGAAUUUAAGUUGACUCUUUGUGAAGUAUGUUUUCUAUGAGCACCCCGCUUGGGCCUUAAGACUUCUGGGAUGUCUUUGUGUUCCGGUAAGUGUCUCUGGUCCUGCCCUGUGCAAACUCCAGUGAAGCACUGCUCUUUGGGUAGGGCCCGCUGGGCCCUGGUGGAAGAGACUUCACGCCGAUGCAGAGGCCGGGCCACACAGAUCCAGAUCCUACCAGAAGGCUCUGCUUUAGUGAACUCGGCAGUUCAAGUGUCAAGUUUCUGUGUGAAGCGCAGCCUUAUUUUCCUUUUCUGUCUAAACACAGUUCAAGUUAUUGUUGAUUGUUUUCCUUAACACUUUGGCAAAAGGACCAGUGGACCAAUCUGACAAAGCCAUUCUGGUUCCAUUCCUCAGAUGUGCUGAGGGCAUUUAAAGCUAUGCAGAGAAUGGAGCUGUCCUCACACUGCCCUUCCCUUGUUGUAGAAUAUGGAGUCAAAAGCAAGUGUGAGACACAGAACCUCACAGUAUAUUCCUAGGCUGCAGGCUCUCCCAGCCGCAGUGCAGAACUGUAAAGAUGCUUUGUGAUGCUGCUAUUGAUCUGCCAUGGUUUCUAUUUAUUCUUUUAUGGCAUGUAAUGGUGUUUGGUAAUAUUUUAAUGUAGAAUUUGAUUAUUUCAGCAAUAGUAAUUUUGAGAUAUUCUUUGAAUGAAAAGUGUCUUCGUUUCUAUGAUACAGGUCAUUUUCUAGUAUUUAACCAAUUAAGAUGCACUGCUUACUUUCUGAGCACUAUUUAAUGAUGGGUAAGAACCCAGUUGACUCAACCAGCUAGCGUAAGGAUUCGCUGUGAAUAAUGCUGACAGAUGCAGCAGUCCCGGACAGCUGCUUAAGCUUUAAUGGGAACUCAAUCAAAGGCUCAUCGAUUUCUCUCUAGCUGAAGUUUUAGAAAAUUACUUAUUAAUUACUUAUUUUACUUUGGUCUUAGUUUUUUAGCCUGAAGAACACUUUGAUUGGCUUAUGCUGAUCUCAACAUGCUUCCUGGACAAUGUUUCUGCUUCUCAGUUGACCGUCUUCUCUUGUCUACCUAGUUAUGUGUGAAGUGUGCAGAAUUCAGGGAAGCUUAGACUUUUUCAUACUAAGUUAGGGAUAGUUUCAUGAUAGUGUGUAAAUAUAGCAACCAAAAAUUAAUUGUUCACGUGUCAUCUAAGCAAAGUAAAGUCAUAGUGAGGUGAUGAAUGUUGCUGACAGGAGGAGGUGGUGGUGGUCAGGGAGCCGCAGGGCUGUUCUCUAAAGUGAACACGCCUGUAGACCUGAUCAUCCCCAAGUGUGGUCUCAGUGGACAUCAGUAAACAGAUGAUUCAAAGCAUCUUCUUCCGAUAGGUAUGUGAAUUUCACUGAUGCUUGAGUGUGUGUAAUGUUAUGUGAGGGUAAAGAAUGGGUACCCGAAAGAGCGUCUGCAGUCAGACCUGAUACUCUGACCCUUUAAUCCUAGGAAUGACUAUGAUAAACAGAAGGAGAACUUCUGAGAAGGAAGGCUUCCUCAGUGUAGAUGUAAAUUGAGUGCUGACGGGAUGGAGACUUGAGGCGGGUAAACCUGUUUCCGCUCUGAGAUUUACAUGCUCCAAGCAUUUACUUAAAGUUCAGAAGCCAGAAGUUGCAGAUCGUGACUUCUAGGAAGCUAGGCCAGAAAGAGUCCCCAGCGAGCCAGGCCAAGCCUGACGAUAGGUGCAGUUGGAUGAGUCUGGCCCGAGAGUCAGCUCUGUUGCCUUACUCCUCAUUCAGGCAUAUUGUCCAGACCCUCUGCUAGCUAGCGUAGCUUGCAUGUUUACAGUGUCUUCUGGAACCUAGUUAGACUGAAAGGGACAUUGGAGAUGCUUCUUGCUAAGUUGGCAGAGUCCAGAAGACCUCAUUAGGCCAUUUGGUCCAUCUGUGUACAUACCCUACCCCCUCACCCCGGUGGUCAAAGGGUCUGGGAAGAGCAGCCCAGAGUUUGGCAUGCAGCGUGUCUGGGGUGUCACCAGUGAGUGACACUGCUCUUUUUGUUGUAGUUAAUGUUAUGUCUUUGAAUGGGUGAACACCCUAGCUGACCCCUCCAGUCCCUCUCAGACUGCCUUGUUCCGGUUGUUACCUCUCCGGGGCCCUGCUUGAUCUACUUGACUUUGAGUGCUGAAUCUCAAGUGACCAUCAGUAUCAGGAAAGGCGUCACCUGCGGGCUCCAUACGGACUGUCCACAGCUUGCCCUGGACAGUGAUGUUCAUUCCACACCCAAGUCAGGGCCUUAGCCCAGACUUGGCUUAGAUACCAAUGACCAGAUUUUGCAUGUGCAAGCAUUGGUUAUAUCUGUGGCCUGAAUCUUCUUAUGGGAAUUAAUUAUAAAUGCCAUUGAAUCCACUAGUAAAUAAUCUUUUUAAACCAUGCAGCUUUAUUGCUCUCUUCCCCCAAAGAAUGUCCUUUGAAAUUUCCUCAUUUCAGUUGUAGAGGCCGUAACUGUCGUUGUGAUACUGAUAAUGCACCAUUUGACUGGAGGUGCCUACCUGCUUAUACAGCAGAGUUGGCCAGCAUACUGCAGCUCGGAGGGAAGAGAAGGGCACAGGCACAGGAGGACCCUGAGCUUCAGGCACAGAGUGGGGGCUCAUGGCCCAAGUCCUGGUCCUCGUGGCACACCUGCUGAGGACCAUGUGUUUCUUCUGCCUGCCUUUGUUUUUCCUCGGUUGUGUUCAGUGUACCUUCUGGAACCAGCAGUGCCCGCCCUGUUCAAGAAUCCGAAAUGCUCAGGUCUGUGCAAAGCACCUUACAGUGGGCUUUGAAGGCCGUCCAUGGGGAGCAUUUCCACGAGGACCAGGGCCUCUGGGAGCCUGUGGGGUUUAGGUUUGGGGUUGUUUUGGUUUUUUGUUUUGGUUUGGUUUUUUUAUUUCAAGUUUCAGCAGGAGAGACGUGCAAUGUUUCACUCAGAUUCCAAUUUGCCAUCAGUCUUUCAAACGCUGCAAUGCAAUACAGAUCACUUUGAAGUGGGAAAAAAAUGCAAAGUUGUGUUUCCCUUUUGUCUGUGAAACCUUAAGACGUGUGUUGUUGGUGUACGUGCUGAGUGGUCUUAUUCUCUACUGCUUUGGCCGUGUGGUUCUCAUGACUUCAUUGCACCAGGCUCUCAGCCCUUCCGAGGAGACGAGAAGCCCCGCGCCACAGUGAAGCUUUCGUUCCGUGAGCGCAGUACCACCUCAUUAACCUUUUUAGUGGUGUGGAUUUUAUACCAUCUCUGUAUGUUUGCAAAUAUUAAGUUAUUACAUGUUUUAAAAUGAGCAUUUUUCAUCCUAAAUUUUAUAUGUUUGCAAAUAUAUUUUUUUAAUAAAAUUUCAAAACCAAGUUUUA
Molecule: messenger RNA, 5585 nt
Organism: Grammomys surdaster
Lineage: Eukaryota; Metazoa; Chordata; Mammalia; Rodentia; Muridae
Gene: Dcp1a
Product: decapping mRNA 1A
Exons: 10
Coding region: 25-1833 (602 amino acids)
Biological process (GO): deadenylation-independent decapping of nuclear-transcribed mRNA; positive regulation of catalytic activity; deadenylation-dependent decapping of nuclear-transcribed mRNA
Cellular component (GO): P-body
Molecular function (GO): enzyme activator activity; mRNA binding
Source: RefSeq, a predicted model, not a curated record